Schistosoma haematobium is the source of this 2225-nucleotide messenger RNA. RefSeq lists its product as uncharacterized. The transcript has 10 exons. The record is from RefSeq and is a predicted model, not a curated record. Bases 385 to 786 code for a protein of 133 amino acids. Lineage: Eukaryota; Metazoa; Platyhelminthes; Trematoda; Strigeidida; Schistosomatidae.
AUACUUCUCUAUCUGGUCUGUUGAUACCGGUUUGUUUGGUCGUCAUCGUGCUUUACGAAUUCGUCGACUGUCAGGAUAUCUGCGAAAACCCUGGAUUAGCGACAUAUGAAAAUGUGACUUCAGAAAACGGUUCAUAUAAAUAUUCUCAUCAUUAUUAUUACUCACGAACAAUUAGUCACAAUCAGACGUAUCCAGUUGUUAGUGACGGUUUUAAAAACUUUAGUACCACUCAGGAUGUUAAGCCGAAAUUUUCGUUUAAAUUUUACGGUAUUAACGUCACUACAUUUAAGAUUUCUCGUGAUGGCAUGAUAACAAUAUUCGGAGAAAAAUAUAUCGGAUAUAUAUUUAAUUAUGUUCUGAGAGGUUUUUUUUCCUGAAUAUGAGAUGAUAGAGAACAAUGAUUUCAUUGCUGUCAAAUGGUAUUAUGAGAUACGGGAUGGCGGUACAAGUAUUAUAGUCAAGAUGACUAUUGUGAUACAUUCCUGUGACAAGAUAUCCCUCUAUUAUGAGAACAUCCCCACGGGACACAAGGACAGUCCACUGAACAAUAUAUUUGAAGGUUUAAUUCAGUGUGGAGAUGAGAUAUUAGCUCAAAUAGUAACUCCUCGACGAUGGAUAACAAGUGACACUUUAGUGGAAUUUGAACCUAUCGAGAAUGUGACAGAACCUGAAAUAACAACUCCUGCAGAAUUGAUGACAAGUGACACGUCAGUGGAGCCUAAACCUAUCGAGGGUCAACAAAAGAACUUGACUGAACUAAACUCAAUUGCACGUGAGUCGCUAUAAUUGUCUACAGACACUUUUUACUUCACCAUGUGUUAGACUAUUGAAAUAACAUUUCGAGUACUGGGGGAAUCGCUCGAUACAAUAGUGUUCGGAUCGCCUUCAGUAUUUGUCGAACAAAAUAUUAUUUUCACUAACCCAAUGAAUCUGAUGUGCUAACUGACGUUAAACAGACUGGAACGUGGCCACAUAUUUUGAAACCUUCCAUCACAUAAUGGGUUAGUGAAAAUAUUUUCGUGGAAGCCACAAUGAUGAUUUGAAAAACAAAGUCCCUCUUCCUUUGUCUUUCCGUCGAAUCAACAACAUUGAAAAUCAGUUUUCGGCUUGAGAACAGCUGACCUUCAUGCACUGAUUUCGAAAUAGUCAGUGCCAGUGAGCUCACGAAUUGAUUGUGCACUUCGCACAUGCAGAAACGGUAUACAAGAUAUAGAUUGAUGAUAAAACUGAUAUCAUUUACACGUUUCGUCAUUCAUGUAUCUUUUGUUUGAUAACUUGUAAUGCCGUCUCGCUAAUUUUUUCACAGUAAGUUGUUCAAAACACGAUUCCAUUGAAAAAUGCCAAAAUGCGACAACAUCAAGUGUGGAAUGUAUGUGGUAUGCAAAAGCUAAUAUGUGCAUUAACAGCGAUGAUAAUGAUGUUAAUGUAAGUAAUUGUAAAGAUUCAUAGAUUGUUUACAACAUUGCUAUAUUCCACAUUGUACAUCCGAUUACUCGGAAGAAACGUUUAUUACAACGAAUACGUUUUCAUUUCAUAGUAACAACAAACAAUGAAUGGGGUCAUAUUAAUUUUUGGAGCUCACUGAGCUUGUAGUGACUUCAGAAAUCCAGUAUGUAACUGUAUAUCUAUGUGAAUUGCCAUGAAUCACCUAUGAAAUCGGUUUGAGUGAUGAAGCGUAUUCCGUUGGAAAUUGUAUAUUAUGUUUGCAUAAUUAGUGAAAAUUUGUAGACUCUAGUUGUUAAAGCGCAGAACAAAGGAAUCACUGAAAUUCACACUGAAGAAAAAUUUCGGAAAAAUACUGCAAAAACUGAACCUUAUUCAGCGAACAUUUGAUAUUUAGUAUUAAUGCUACUGUUUCGUUUCUCUUUCAGAACACCACUUCAGGAAUAAAUGGACACAGUAAACAUAAUAACACACCUCGUUACUUGUAUAUCGUGAUACCAGUAAUCGUCGUCGCUUUCUGUGUCAUAUGCAUCGGUUGUGCCAUUUGGAUGUAUAAGAGAAAGAAGAGUAAUCCAUGAUCGACAGAAACGUCUUAUCGUUUGUUUUUAUUAUUUUGAUCGAGUUGUUUUAUUCUGUAUUUCAUCCGAAAACUUCUUGACAUUUUGUUAACCGUUCCAAUUAUUUGAACAAGUUUUAUACAAUUUUCUGUUUGUUAGCGUAUCGACUGAAGUAAUUCUGUUGAUUAAAUAACUGAAAUAUUUACGUGGAUUGUUUUCUCUCAG